CCAGGCAACCGUUUCGUGGGCCUGCUAGACAGCCCAUUGCUGGUCGGCGAGAAGUGAGCUUCUGAGGGACCUCCCCCACUUGUUUUAGGAACUGGAGCUCCUCGGGCUUCUCCAAUCAUACUUCGCCCUGACUCUGCAUAGCUGAGAUAGAAGACGAUGUCAUAUGGCAAACAUCCACGAUUCCUCUUUUUUAGAAAUUUCUACUGUCGAAUACUGGCACUCUCUUACUUUUUGCUGUUGGCUGAAGCAUCGCUUGCCUUAACGAGGUGGUCCAACAGCCUUGGGUAUGUUCCUGAAGAAUUGCUUGCUUCCGAAGUUGGAAUAAGCCCUAGGUGUCGACACGACAUUUCUCUCUACGUGAAACACCUGCAAAGUGGAUCCGACUGGGCUACAAAAAUGUUCGACAGUACGGGUAAAAUGGAGAGUGGUGUCAUGAUGGGAGGACGCACUUUCUUAGGCUUGUUUUCGGAGUGCCUUGAAGCACUGCCAAAAGCUGCCGAACUAUCGGCUCCAAACAAGUACUCGCAACACCUCCCCGCCUUCACAAGCACUUACUGUCUAACCUCCAUACAUCUUCACUCUGAGCAGGAAAUUGACAAACAGGGAUUAGUAAGUUCUAUAUGCAAGAAGUUAUCUGGUGCGGAUAUCACUAUUGGAGCUUGUGUACCAUCUACUUGCACCAAUGAAGACGUCAGUGCAAUUGCUACAUUUGUUUUGUGUGAAGCUGGCUGCAGCGGUAACUCAACAUCAACGAGAUGCCGAAGAGGAAUCCGGGCGCUGGCGUCCGAUAUCCCUGCCGUUGUUGUCACAAUAUUUAUUGUUUUGGUGCUGGUCAUCGUUAUAACUGCCACAGUCAUGGAUUACACUCAGCAUACAAACAAAAAGAAAGAGGCCAUGAAGUUAGAGACAAGGGGCAAGAAGGCGACGAGGCAUGUUGUGACAGCUACAAGAACCGGCAAGUAA
Molecule: messenger RNA, 963 nt
Organism: Rhipicephalus microplus (southern cattle tick)
Lineage: Eukaryota; Metazoa; Arthropoda; Arachnida; Ixodida; Ixodidae
Product: nose resistant to fluoxetine protein 6
Molecular function (GO): acyltransferase activity, transferring groups other than amino-acyl groups
Source: RefSeq, a predicted model, not a curated record